Molecule: messenger RNA, 1579 nt
Organism: Durio zibethinus
Lineage: Eukaryota; Viridiplantae; Streptophyta; Magnoliopsida; Malvales; Malvaceae
Product: UDP-arabinopyranose mutase 1
Biological process (GO): UDP-L-arabinose metabolic process; plant-type cell wall organization or biogenesis
Cellular component (GO): cytosol; plant-type cell wall; Golgi apparatus
Molecular function (GO): UDP-arabinopyranose mutase activity
Source: RefSeq, a predicted model, not a curated record
CCUCCAUAUAUAUUCCCAUACAAGCUCUCCCUUUCAAUCAAUCCCAAAUCUGUUUUUCCCUCUUUUCUUUUUGUUGUUUCUUCUUUUGACGUGAUAAUGGUUGAGCCUGCAACAGCAACACAAGCAUUUGCACCAGCAGUACCUCUGCUGAAAGAUGAGCUUGACAUUGUUAUACCAACUAUAAGAAACUUGGACUUUCUUGAGAUGUGGAGGCCUUUUUUUGAGCCUUACCAUCUCAUCAUUGUUCAAGAUGGGGAUCCUUCAAAGACCAUUAAGGUCCCUGCUGGCUUUGACUAUGAGCUUUAUAACAGGAAUGAUAUUAACAGGAUUCUAGGUCCUAAGGCUUCUUGCAUUUCCUUCAAGGACUCUGCUUGCCGUUGCUUUGGUUACAUGGUAUCCAAGAAGAAGUAUAUUUUUACCAUUGAUGAUGACUGCUUUGUUGCCAAGGACCCAUCUGGGAAAGCAAUCAAUGCACUUGAGCAGCACAUCAAGAACCUGCUAUCCCCAUCCACUCCCUUCUUCUUCAACACCUUAUAUGAUCCAUUUAGAAAGGGUGCUGAUUUUGUCCGUGGGUACCCAUUCAGUCUCCGUGAGGGUGUUCCAACGGCUAUUUCUCAUGGCCUGUGGCUAAACAUCCCAGACUAUGAUGCACCAACCCAACUUGUGAAGCCUCUUGAGAGGAACACUAGGCAUGUGGAUGCGGUUCUGACAAUUCCAAAGGGCACCUUGUUCCCUAUGUGUGGUAUGAAUUUGGCUUUCGACCGCGAGUUGAUUGGCCCUGCCAUGUACUUUGGACUCAUGGGUGAUGGUCAGCCAAUUGGACGCUAUGACGAUAUGUGGGCAGGCUGGUGCACUAAGGUGAUAUGCGACCAUUUGGGGUUGGGAGUCAAAACAGGUCUACCCUACAUCUAUCACAGCAAAGCAAGCAACCCAUUUGUGAACUUAAGGAAGGAGUACAAGGGCAUCUUUUGGCAGGAAGAGAUCAUCCCAUUCUUCCAACAAGCUGUCCUCCCAAAAGACUGCACCACUGUUCAAAAAUGUUACAUUGAACUGGCUAAGCAGGUCAAGGAAAAGCUUAGCAAAGUUGAUCCCUACUUUGACAAGCUGGCUGAAGCCAUGGUCACAUGGAUUGAAGCCUGGGAUGAGCUCAACCCAACUGGAGCUUCUCUGCGAAAUGGCAAAGCAGCUUAGAAAAUUUUCAACACGUGCAGAUGCCACAGUCACAUACAUUGAAAGCUUGGAAUGUUCUUAACACAGCUGGAGCUCCUAUGCCGAAUGUCAAAGCAACAUAGAAAAAUCCAUUAGCCACGGACGCAAUUAUUUCCGUACAGUUAAUGAAUUUAUAGUUUUUCUUUAUUGUAUCUUUGUUUAUUUGUUUUCUUCCUCACUAGUUUGGUGAAGUGCUUCAAUUCGCAGAUUUUGGUGGGAUGUAAUGUAAUUUUAUAAACAUUAUGUUAUGAAGUUACCACAAUAAAAUGCAUUAGUUGGUUGGUUUAUCAUUGCUUCCAUUUUAUAAUAAAAUUUAUUCCAAUAUAGGAAUUUUGAAUGGAAAAAAAAAGAGCCAAAAUUAAGCUGAAGU